This is a messenger RNA of Spodoptera littoralis (African cotton leafworm), 1683 nucleotides long. The record is from the annotation of a GenBank genome assembly. Lineage: Eukaryota; Metazoa; Arthropoda; Insecta; Lepidoptera; Noctuidae.
AUGAUGUCGACAGUAUUAAGGAUAGCCUUGUUGUGUGUGGUAUUGAGUGAAGCGUUAGCGAUGGUACAAGUGAGAGUGUCUGAUGGUUUGUUAGAAGGAGAGGUAGUACACAACGAGUACGGCGGCACUUACUUUAGCUUUUUGGGAAUCCCGUACGCACAGCCUCCGCUCGGAGAUCUGAGGUUUAAGGCUCCCCAACCACCAAAGCCCUGGGAUGGGGUCCGCAGCGCCAAAGAAUUUGGACCGAAAUGCUUCCAAUACGAUUUGUUCGUGGAUAAAGGGCAUGUGACAGGAAGUGAAGAUUGUUUGUACUUAAAUGUGUACACACCUGACGUCACACCUGUGAAACCUCUUCCAGUAAUGGUUUGGAUUCAUGGAGGAGGCCUAGUAUCUGGGGCCGGCGAUGACCAAGAAUACGGUCCCAAGUUCCUAGUAAGACAAGAUGUUAUCCUUGUUACAUUAAAUUAUCGUCUUGAAGUACUUGGGUUCCUAUGUCUAGACACUGAAGAUGCGCCUGGAAACGCUGGUAUGAAGGAUCAGGUAGCAGCCCUUAGGUGGGUGAAGGAAAAUAUCGCCAACUUCGGAGGUGACCCAGACAAUGUAACUAUAUUCGGUGAGAGCGCUGGUGGGGUCAGUGUCACAUAUCACUUGAUGUCACCGAUGUCCAAGGGACUAUUCCAGAGAGCAAUAGCUCAGAGUGGUGUCAGUGUCUCGUACUGGGCACAAGCGUAUAAACCUCGUGAAAGAGGUUUUGCGUUGGCAAGAAAGUUAGGGUUCUAUUCAGAUGAUGUUAAAGAAGUUUACGAAUUCCUAAAACAACAACCUAUAGAGAAUUUAAUAAAAGCCAAAGUCCCUAUAACUUAUUCUGAAAAAGAACGAACAAAUGUCGAAGUAUACUUUAGUGUGGUUGAAGAAAAACAGUUUGGAGACAACGAGCGAUUCUUUUACGGAGAUAUGGUCGAUGCAGUGUCGAAUGGUAUUCACGAAGGAGUUGACAUAAUGACAGGAUACACCGCGGAUGAAGGUAUAAUGGGCGUAGCUAUCUUUGGCGAUUACAAAGAAAGUUUAGAACAAGCCAAAAACUUUCCACAAUUUUUCGUGUCAUACCCCAUGUCGCUCUUAUUAUCGACUAAUGACCAAUUAGAGCUUGGUAAUAGGUUAAAGGAAUACUAUUUCAAAGAACAGAUUCGAGUACCAGACCACUGGGAGAGUCUAAAAGACUUUUACUCAAUGGACAUAUUCGUAUUUCCAACCAUGAGGUGGAUUAAGCUGAGUGCGCGUUCCAAGAAGAACAAGAUAUAUUUGUACAAAUUCACUUGUUACACAGAACUAAAUAUUGUAUCUGAGUUGAUGGGAGUAGGUCAUCUUGUUGGAAAUAAACCAGUUGUCGCUCAUUCAGAUGAUUUAAUGUAUUUGUUUAGUGCCAGAAAUCAGACAAAACUGGACAUGAAUUCUGAAGAAUUCAAACAGAUUGAGGUAGUGACAAAGCUUUGGACUAAUUUUGCUAAAUAUGGCAAUCCCACUCCUGACGACUCUUUUGGCGUAGCAUGGUCUCCAUACUCCUUAGAAAACCAGGAUUAUCUGGAUAUCGGCAAUGAACUGAAAGCUGGACAGGCCCCAGACGACGAAGAAAUCAAAUUUUGGGAAAAUCUAUUGACAGAAUUUGGACAGAAAUUAUAUUAG